GCUUGAAAGCGACCAGCCUCUUCAGUCUGUGUAGUAGAGGAGGCUCGUCUUCAAACCUUCAACGCUCGGAUGAUGGACUUCCCUUCUUGGACUCAAACGUGCUCAAGCUAAGCGCACUUUGCGGAUUUAAAUGGUGUUACGCUCCACUUUUCGACAGUUUUUCCAACGACUGUGAAGACUUGAGCUGUGACCAAUCUUUUUAUACAGUCUGUGGCUGUGACCGAGGUUUUUUUUUUUUUUUUUUUGCGCUGCAGCUCGUGGAUGGUAAAGGUCUUCUUGUGCCAGCUCGGUGUUCUUCGGUUUUCAGGUUAAACACCUUUAAAACGGGGAGACGGAGGGAAUCUGAAUCUCAUCUAAAUCUAAUCCAAAAUGACUUUUACUAAAUGGCCACUGGUCGGAGCUUAGUGCUGAUUCAUCGAAGAGCACUAUGAGUAGAUGACAACAAGCGGCGUUUAAUCCAGAAAGGAUUCCUCUUCUCUGUGCUAAGAGUCUCUUAACAGAGUGUAAGAACUCUGGGAGUACAAGAAUCAAGUCAAGGACACGUUCACUCCCCCCCUCAGCCUGCAGGAAGAUGGGAGUGAGAAAAUAAAGCUCUGCAGAGUCGAGAGGAGCUUAAUGAAUUCCAAGGAAUUUUAAAACCAACUGCUUUCAUUUGUGUGUCUGCGUGAGAGGAUCAGGCACCAUGUGGACAUUAGCUGCGACUGUCCACUGUCUUCUGACUGCUGCGCUGCUAUUGGCUAGCUGCCUCCAAUCACUGAUGGCCACUGAGGAUGAUGUCACACCGCGCAUCAGUUUCUCUUACAAUGCAAAGGAGAGGUCGGCCAAGAGAUUCUCUGUGGACGGUGUCUUCAAUUACACUUCCUUGCUGCUCAGCCAGGAGGACGACAUGCUAUACGUUGGAGCCAGGGAGGCGCUGUUUGCCCUCAGCCUCUCGGACAUCAGCAAGACCAAGCUCCAGAAGAACCUGACGUGGGGCACUCCUGCUGGAAAAAGAGAAGAAUGCAGCUUCAAAGGGAAGAACCUGGAGACUGAUUGCUUCAAUUACAUCAAAAUCCUCCUGCGGCUGAAUAGCACUCAUCUCUAUGUGUGUGGCACAUAUGCCUUCAGUCCUAUUUGCGCCUACAUAAACACGUCAACGUUCACACUGGAGAGAGAUGAAGUGGGCGAGGUCGUGAUGGAAGAUGGCCGCAGUCGCUGUCCCUUUAAUCCAGAUUACAAAUCCACCGCCAUCAUUGUUGGUGGUGAAUUGUACACUGGUACUGUCAGCAACUUCCAAGGGAAUGAGCCAGUCAUUUACAGGAGUUUGGGUCAGGGAACUGCUCUGAAGACAGAAAACUCUUUAAAAUGGCUGCAAGAUCCCGUCUUUGUCGGUUCAGCUUACAUCGAGGAGAGUCAGCCAAUAGGCAACCCCGUGGGAGACGACGACAAGAUUUACUUCUUCUUUAGCGAGGCGGGAAAGGAAUUCGACUUCUUUGACAACACCAUUGUGUCGAGGAUUGCUCGCGUGUGUAAGGGUGAUGAAGGCGGCGAACGGGUGCUACAGAAGAAAUGGACGACCUUCCUGAAGGCCCAGCUGUUGUGUUCCCUCCCAGAUGACGGCUUUCCCUUCAACAUCAUCCAGGACAUGUUUGUCCUGAAGCCCAUGGGAGACAGCUGGGAGAGCACUGUCUUCUAUGGCGUCUUCACCUCCCAGUGGAAUAAAGGAGCAUCGGGCAGCUCAGCGGUGUGCGCUUUCACCAUGGCACAGGUGGAAAGAGCCUUCAGCGGACGCUACCGAGAGGUCAACAGGGAGACACAGCAGUGGUACACCUACAACCACCCAGUGCCAGAACCACGACCCGGAGCGUGCGUAACCAAUCACGCCAAGCAAAUGGGUAUCAAGUCGUCCUUGCACAUGCCUGAUAAAGUGCUCAACUUUGUCAAGGACCAUUUCCUGAUGGACAGCGUGAUCCGCAGCGCUCCCCUGCUGCUGAAACGCAGCGUGCGCUACACACAGAUCGCUGUGCACAAGAUCCAAGGCAUGGAGAGGGCCUAUGACGUGCUCUUCAUCGGAACAGAUGACGGAAAGCUCCAUAAGGCCAUCAAUGCCAACGAUAAGAUGCACAUCAUAGAGGAGAUAAUACUGUUUCCUGAACCUGUGCAACACAUCGAACUUGAUCCUCAGAGGGGUCUGUUGUUUGUGUCGUCCAACUCUGGGCUGGUGGAAGUUCCUGUGGCCAACUGCUCCAACUACCUAAGUUGUGGAGAGUGUGUGUUGUCCAGAGACCCAUACUGCGCUUGGACCGGGCGGCUGUGUCGGGACGUCAGGAUGGCUCCACCUGACAGUCACUGGCAGCAGGAUGUGGAGGAGGCCGAUACAUCAGCGAUUUGCAACAGGACGUUUCCCAGCACCAGAUCUGCCAGACCAGUAGCUUCUCGUGGCUCCCAAUGCCAACUCAUUACAAUCCCAGUCAACACAUUCAGAGUCCUGCCCUGCAAACUGCGGUCCAACCUGGCACAGAGGAAGUGGCGUUACAGUGACCGCGCCAGCCAGUUCCUCUACGCUACUCCAGAGGGAAACCUGGUAGUGGUGGCACAGGCCGACAGGAUGGAGACCUACGAGUGCUGGUCAGAAGAGGAGGGUUUCCGGCAGCUGUUGGCCAACUACUGUGUGAGGCCGGAGCCCCGCCAGGAAAGCACCACUCUGAUUGGUCACUCGCGCACUCCACACAUUGAGCGAGAGGAGACCAUCAUCCUGCCGGGUGAGUCUCGUUCUGAGCAGGUCCACACGAAGACGUACUGGAACGAACUGAUUGUGGUGUGCGCCCUGCUGGCGUUCUCCCUCGUGGUGUUCUCCUUGUUCAUCAUCUACAGGAACCGCGAUCAUAUGAAGUCCAUGCUGAAACAGGGCGAGUGCCCUAACAUGCAGCAGAAGAAGCCAAGGAUUGUGGGAAAGCCUGCUGAGAGCUUACCCCUAAAUGGUAACACCAUCCCCGUUUCCACUUCUGAUCACAAGGGCUACCAGACAUUAAAUGACAACUACAUCUGCAGCACGCCCACCCACGAGUCCUCGCCAGACAACAGCAAGAGCUUCUCUGAGUCCUCCGACAGGCGGCCGCUUAACUUGAAGGAGAGCCACGUGGAAUACUCCCCAACCUGCCCUCGGCCCAGAGUGAGGCUAGGCUCGGAGAUCAAAGACUCUAUUGUAUGAGAGUACUGUAUUCCCUAAAAAGAUGCCACCCUGUAUCUCCAUGAAGGAUACAGGCCACCGAGCAAAGGAGAGGAGACCCUGACAUCCCUCUUCAUCACAGCACAUCUUUUAUUUUAGUCAUCUUUUGUUCUGUGAUCAGUGCGGAGGUCAUUUCGUUUAACCAUUUCCACUCCGAAGCCAGAGGUUGGUCUGGUGUGCUGCAUAGGGCAGUAAGAGGAGGCAGCACAACAAUUCACUUUCAGCCAGGAACAACAACCAUGGCAGCUGCUCAGAAUAGUUAUAGGCUUUGUUUGAGUCAAUCUCAUGGCCACUAAUGUGUGUGAGUGUGGGGCUGGGCAACAUGAGGAAGAAAAACAUACCACAAUAACCAGAACAUCUUCCAAUAUUAAAUGUAACAUUAAAACUAGUCUAGUUGAUGUUCAUCACACAAUAUAAUAAAAACAAUAAAUUAUGAACAUUGAUAAGGUUUCCCAGCCCUAUGUGAGUAUGCGUAUAACCUUCCACAUGCUCUGCAGAAGAAGGCUGCCACAGAGGCCAUACUUCUGUUUUUACGCACACUAGUCUAGAACCAAGCUGCAGCUACAUGGUGACCAAGAGUUCAGGUUUAGGAGACUAUAAUUACAUGUAUUGCUUAUUCGUUAUGAUCCACACAUUAUGGAAGCAAGUCAGAAGCACAUUUGUUCCCUUUUGCUGAAUAAAUGUCAUGACUGUAGGAGGAUAAAGAUGAUGAAAGAUGAGACUGUCUAGGAGAAGACACCACACACUGUUGGAACAACAAUUGCAAGGACGGUAACUUUAAGAAAGAGAAAUAUUUGCUCAUAAAUUAUGCUCUGGGGCCUGAAUACUGACCUUUACCUCCUUGAAUGUAUGUUGUUCAGAGGUUUAAGUCACACAUCACUGCACCAUGGACAAUUUAGGGAACCCGUUGCUCUACAUCUCUGCUCAUCUGAGACGGCCCAAUUCUACAGUAUUGACAUGCAGGCUCUAAAAUCGAACUGAGACACAGACAAACCCGUUUUUGAGGCCAAUAUGGAAAAGAGACCUAUGUCAGUCAAGUACGGAGAGCCAAGAAAAAAAAGGGGACGUCCACACCUCUACCAUCUUCAGGGCAGCACCAAUAUCAUGUGCACUGUGCCAAGAAAACAACUCGAUUGUCUUAUCGAAAUGCAAUAGUGCCAUUCUGUUAUGACCACUCCCAUACUUUGCGUUAGCAUUGAUCACUGUCGAAGAGCACAUGGUGACAGAACCAGAAGUGUAAGUAAAGUGGCACUAGGAAUAAAUAAAUGUGAAGUGCAAGGUUAGAAAUUUCUCGAAGACUGUUAGCUCAAAAGAUACUUUUCAAACUGUGUUGGGCAAAAUAAUUGACGUUAAUGAAAAAUUUGAACUGGGACCAAAGGAAAUUGCAUGGAGAUUACUUCAUGUUAAAGCUUGUCUUGUGGUUGUCCGGUGAGAAAAUAUUCCAGUUUUCCUUCAGCUACCCUUAAAUCUGCCUUCUAAGUAUACACUGAAACAUACAGGUACAACUAGUGCAAGACUAUUGAGCUUGAUGAGCGCUAACGACACAAACUGUGGUAAAUUUAAGCACUAAUAACUCAAAAUGAAAAGGUCACAGAACAACCAACAAUAACUGUCACUGUAGUGGAGAGAGAUACUAUUUCAUGUUGUCCAGACUGCAGCUGCACUAUGUAGUGAUGUAGUUGCACAGAGCACUGUAUUAGCUCAAUAUAAGCCCCUUCCAGCAGGUUAUGUAUGUAUUUCUUA
Messenger RNA from Perca flavescens (yellow perch), 4951 nucleotides. RefSeq names its product sema domain, immunoglobulin domain (Ig), transmembrane domain (TM) and short cytoplasmic domain, (semaphorin) 4Bb (gene sema4bb). Gene Ontology annotation, molecular function: semaphorin receptor binding; chemorepellent activity. The transcript is spliced from 15 exons. Bases 683 to 3190 code for a protein of 835 amino acids. Lineage: Eukaryota; Metazoa; Chordata; Actinopteri; Perciformes; Percidae. The record is from RefSeq and is a predicted model, not a curated record. Gene Ontology annotation, biological process: negative chemotaxis; positive regulation of cell migration; neural crest cell migration. Gene Ontology annotation, cellular component: plasma membrane.